CGUCUAUUCGGCUUCACUCUGAACUCACUUCGCACUCACUGCUACAUGCAAUAUCGCCUUGUUCGCUUCCAAACAUCCAAACAUAUUUAAUAACUGUUUUGUUCAGAUUCAGGAAAACAUGCGCGAGUGCAUCUCCAUCCAUGUUGGUCAAGCCGGUGUCCAGAUUGGCAACGCCUGCUGGGAGCUGUACUGCCUGGAGCACGGCAUCCAGCCGGACGGACAGAUGUCCGACCAGAAGAACACCGGAGGAGGAGACGACUCCUUCAACACUUUCUUCAGUGAGACCGGAGCCGGAAAGCACGUCCCGAGAGCGCUUUUUGUGGACCUGGAGCCCACCGUCAUCGAUGAGGUGCGCAGUGGGACUUAUCACAAGCUGUUCCACCCUGAGCAGCUGAUCACUGGUAAGGAGGAUGCUGCUAACAAUUACGCCCGUGGACACUAUACCAUCGGCAAAGAGAUCAUCGACCUGGUGCUGGACAGGAUUCGCAAACUGUCUGACCAGUGCACCGGCCUUCAGGGCUUCCUGGUGUUCCACAGCUUUGGGGGCGGCACCGGCUCCGGCUUCACCUCUCUGCUGAUGGAGCGUCUCUCUGUCGAAUUUGGCAAGAAGUCCAAGCUGGAGUUCUCCAUCUACCCAGCCCCCCAGGUGUCCACCGCUGUGGUGGAGCCCUACAACUCCAUCCUGACCACCCACACCACCCUGGACCACUCAGACUGUGCGUUUAUGUUAGAUAACGAGGCCCUCUUUGAUAUCUGUCGUAGGAACCUCGAUAUUGAGCGUCCCUCUUACACCAACCUGAACAGGUUGAUCAGUCAGGUUGUGUCCUCCGUCACUGCUUCCCUUCGUUUUGAUGGCGCCCUGAAUGUUGAUCUGACAGAGUUCCAGACCAACCUGGUGCCAUAUCCCCGUAUCCACUUCCCCCUGGCCACCUAUGCCCCCGUCAUCUCAGCCGAGAAGGCUUACCACGAGCAGCUAACCGUGGCACAAAUCACCAGCUCCUGCUUUGAACCAGCCAACCAGAUGGUAAAAUGCGACCCUCGCCACGGCAAAUACAUGGCUUGCUGCCUUUUGUACCGUGGUGACGUAGUGCCCAAAGAUGUGAAUGCGGCCAUUGCCACCAUCAAAACCAAGCGCGCCAUCCAGUUUGUGGACUGGUGCCCCACUGGGUUCAAGGUUGGCAUCAACUACCAGCCACCCACCGUAGUUCCUGGUGGAGAUCUGGCCAAGGUCCAGAGGGCCGUGUGCAUGCUGAGCAACACCACUGCUAUUGCAGAGGCCUGGGCUCGGCUUGACCACAAGUUUGACCUGAUGUACUCCAAGCGGGCCUUUGUCCACUGGUAUGUGGGAGAGGGGAUGGAGGAGGGAGAGUUCUCUGAGGCCAGAGAGGACAUGGCAGCUCUGGAGAAGGAUUAUGAGGAGGUUGGAGCUGAUAGUGUGGGAGAUGAUGAGGAAGAGGGAGAAGAGUAUUAAACAGACCUCCCUUAUUGAUCUGUGAAAUGUUCAUUGUUCAUUAACUGGACUAAGUGUAUUCUUUCUUUAAAACACUUUCAAGUUUAUUAACGUUAUCUAUCCAAGACUUUAUUUGGAGAGCCAUGUAGAAAAGGUUCAACUAUAAUUGCUUUAUGUGAAUGUUAUCUGUUGUGAAGGAGCAAUUGCUGCAGUGCACUGCAAUUUAAUUAUAUUUGCUGCUCUUAAGUAAUUAAAUUUGUAAU
This is a messenger RNA of Gasterosteus aculeatus aculeatus (three-spined stickleback), 1713 nucleotides long. RefSeq names its product tubulin alpha-1B chain. NCBI's taxonomy places the organism in Eukaryota, Metazoa, Chordata, Actinopteri, Perciformes, Gasterosteidae. The record is from RefSeq and is a predicted model, not a curated record. Gene Ontology annotation, biological process: microtubule-based process. Gene Ontology annotation, cellular component: microtubule. Gene Ontology annotation, molecular function: GTP binding; structural constituent of cytoskeleton.